Molecule: messenger RNA, 730 nt
Organism: Cucurbitaria berberidis CBS 394.84
Lineage: Eukaryota; Fungi; Ascomycota; Dothideomycetes; Pleosporales; Cucurbitariaceae
Product: histone-fold-containing protein
Exons: 3
Coding region: 111-527 (138 amino acids)
Biological process (GO): nucleosome assembly
Cellular component (GO): nucleosome
Molecular function (GO): protein heterodimerization activity; DNA binding; structural constituent of chromatin
Source: RefSeq, a predicted model, not a curated record
AUCCAUCUCGACACCACCACCACCGCAUUCCACCAGCUCCAUCUCACUCCAAGCUCCAGCUUCUACUACAUUUGCCACUCUUACCCUCCCUCCACCACAGACAUCCCAAAAUGCCCCCCAAGGCCCAGAAGACUCCCACCACCGGCGGCAAGGCCCCGGCUGGCAAGGCACCCGCUGAGAAGAAGGAGGCUGGCAAGAAGACGGCCGCUCCCUCUGGUGACAAGAAGAAGCGCACCAAGACCAGGAAGGAGACCUACUCCUCCUAUAUUUACAAGGUCCUCAAGCAGGUCCACCCCGACACUGGUAUCUCCAACCGUGCCAUGAGCAUCCUCAACUCCUUCGUCAACGACAUCUUCGAGCGCGUCGCCACUGAAGCCUCCAAGCUUGCUGCCUACAACAAGAAGUCAACCAUCUCAUCGCGCGAGAUCCAGACCUCAGUCCGACUUAUCCUGCCGGGUGAGCUUGCCAAGCACGCCGUCUCUGAGGGCACCAAGGCCGUCACCAAGUACUCUUCGUCUACCAAAUAGAGUACUUUCUUCGCUCGGUGUUUCUCUUUUGGGUUUUCUUGCUUGUCUGUUCCGACAAGGCGGUUAUGGGGUGCGGUGUUCACGGGUCAUUUGCUAAUGUGAUCAUGGGUCGGUUUGCUUGUCAUCGAAUCAUCUAGUCGUGAUUGACUAUGAGGUCCAUCUGGGUCUGUACAUUAUACCACAGCAGACGGGAACGAAUCAAU